This is a messenger RNA of Mya arenaria, 963 nucleotides long. Its product is annotated as putative nuclease HARBI1. The transcript is spliced from 6 exons. NCBI's taxonomy places the organism in Eukaryota, Metazoa, Mollusca, Bivalvia, Myida, Myidae. The coding region runs from base 50 to 880 and encodes 276 amino acids. The record is from RefSeq and is a predicted model, not a curated record.
UGACCAGCUUGAAGAAAGGCUCCGUAGACCUACCGGUAAAGGUUGUGCCAUGGAUCCCGCAGAGCAGGUUUGCAUUGCUCUACGUUAUUAUGCCACUGGGGCAUUUUUCGAUGUGGUAGGGGACACCAUGGGGCGCGACAAGGCGACAGUUUGUCGCGUGGUAAAACAUGUAACAGAAGGUCUUGUAGAGAUGAAAGAUCGCUUUAUACGUUGGCCGACUAGAAUGGACACCCGUCGCAACAUUAUGGCAGGGUUUGCGGAUGUAGCUGGGAUUCCAAAUGUGAUUGGUGCCAUUGAUGGAUCACAUGUUGAAAUUACGAAGCCAGGCCCAACAGAAGAAAGGCCGUUCAUUAACAGGAAGGGAAGGGCAUCCAUAAAUGUAAUGGCAGUUUGUGAUAAUAAAGGAAGAUUUACUUUCAUAAACGCAGAAUGGCCGGGCUCUGCGCAUGACAGUUUUGUUUUUCGAGCGUCUUCGCUACAGGACUUUCUGGAGGAAAAUAUUCAUACACUUGAAGAUGGUGUUCUACUUGCUGACAGCGGAUAUGCUUGUUCGCGUUACAUGUUGACGCCGUACAGAGUCUCUGAUACACCGGUGAAAACCAGAUUCAACAGAGCCCACUGCCGUUCGAGGGUUGUUAUAGAAAGAACAUUUGGUAGAUGGAAGAGAAGAUUCUCCGUCAUGUGCAAGAAGGUAAGGAAGACACCCGCUCAAGCAUGUAGAGAGAUUGUCGCUUGCGCAGUAUUGCAUAACAUUGCCAUGUUGUUUGGUGAACCUGACGUUGAUGACGGCGAUGUGGAUGAACUUCCACUUAUACCCUAUGUUGGUGGUGAAAAUGGAUUUGCCAUCCGUGACCAUAUUGCGCAGGCCUAUUUUGGAUAGGAACAUUUCCUAUUGGAAGGAAGCAUGCAGCUGGUGCUAUGUUGUUGUUUUGAUGUAACAAAGUAAAGUUUAUGUUACGUGUU